AUAUAAUUAAUUAGAGCAAUAAUAUCUAACAAAAUAAAAAAUUCUGUCCCUUAUUUAAUCGUCGAUAUCCGCAACCUUGUUGUCUUAUCUGAUAACAGAUCGUAGAGGAAAUAUAAACUAUUAGCUGGAUUGUAGUCAGUUGAUAUGUUAUAUGUUCCACGUACACUAUUAUCUCUUUGAUACAAUAUAAGCUUUUUAAAAUUUUAUUACUUGUAAUUAAAUAUUUAUUGUACUUAUGUGAUGAACUGACGAUGAAGUUUUUGUGUUGUCGCUCGUCACUGUGUCAAUCAAAGUGGAAUUUUGAUCUUACUAACAAAAAUUCUAAAGCUGCGAACAAUAAGAAUGAUAAUAAUGAGCAACAGAUUUACAGAAGAUUGUCUAAUGUUCGUAGAGACGAUAUUUUCGGUGAACAAGUUAGAAUUUCAAGCUCGACUCCUAUUAUUUACCAAAAAAACACUGAAACAAAGUCAAGAUUGAGAAGCGCGAUCAAGAGCAACGAGUUUUUGAGCAAUUUUAAUGAUAUGCAAGUGGAUACACUCAUCAGUGCAAUGUAUCCGCAGGACAUUCCGCCAAACACCCGGCUGAUUAAUGAAGGAGAUGAUGGAUAUCAUCUUUAUGUAUCUGAGGAAGGUGUUUUUGAUAUUUACAAGGGAAAUAAAUAUCAAGGGACUUUUGGGCCCGGUGUUGUGUUUGGAGAACUUGCUUUACUGUACAAAGCUAAAAGAUUUGCUUCUAUUGAUGUAAAAAAAGGAGGAAAAGUUUGGGUAUUGGACAGAAAAUCAUAUCAAGCCUCCAUGAAAGAUGAUGUUGAGCGAAUAACUGAAGACAACAUUGAAAUGCUCCGAAAAAUUUCAUUUCUUCGUGAUCUCUCUAACCAUGUUUUAAGAAAAAUUUCAGAUUUGAUGUACGUUAAAUUUUUCCCCGCUGGAACAUAUAUCGUGGAUGAAGGAGAGACUGGUGACAAAUUUUUUAUCAUAAACUGCGGACAUGUGAAAGUAAUGAAGCUGAGUGACGGUCAAGAAAUAGUAAUUUCCGAGUUGUACAAAGGAGAGUACUUUGGAGAGAAAUCACUCUAUGCUAAUGAAAAUAAUGUCAGAAAACCUAGUGUUGCAAGUUUUGUCGCUGCAAGUCCGGGUGUUGAGUGUUUGAUUAUUGAUAGGAAGACUUUUUUAAAUUAUCUUGGAGAUUUGGAAUCGAUAACGAAGCGAGAUUGGACUGCUGAGUAUGAAGAACGUAAAAAAUCUCUGAAGAUUAAAUGGAAACCAGAGUAUCCAGAUUUACAGUUAACAGAUUUGGACGUCAAUGCUGGAAUUGGUAGAGGAAGUUUUGGGCUGGUGCUGUUAGUUACUAGCAAAUCCAUCCCGGACAAGAGCUUUGUGUUGAAGAAAAUUUCUAAGGCUCUGGUCAGCAAGCUUAAUUACCAAAAAUAUAUUUUGAAUGAGAAAUUUGUAAUGCAAGCUUGUGAUUCUCCAUUUAUAUGCAAGUUAUAUCAAACUUUCAAAGAUCCCAAAUAUGUUUACUUAUUAAUGGAAGUAUGUCUGGGCGGUGAUCUUCGCACGAUGCUUUAUAGAAAUGGAAAGUUCAACAAUACGACGGCAAGAUUUGUAACAGGAUGCAUUAUUGAAGCUUUAGAUCACUUGCACUCGCUGGACAUAAUUUCCAGAGAUUUGAAGCCUGAUAAUAUCUUACUAGACAAUUAUGGAUAUGCUAAAUUGUCUGAUUUUGGUACGAGUAAAAGGACAGGUCCUUACAAAACGUGGUCGUUUGUUGGGACAUCUGAAUACAUGGCUCCAGAGUUGAUUUUGAUAGAAGGCCACGACAGAGCUGUAGACUUUUGGUCCCUGGGGAUUCUUCUCUAUGAAUUACUUACAAAAAGAGUGCCCUUUGAAGACAACGACAAACUGCAACUUUAUAAUAAAAUUAUAAAGAGCAAUAAUAAAGAUAUUAAGUUUCCAGAUUUCGUAAAACCGCACGCUGCAGAUUUAAUCACUAAAUUAUUGAGUUCUAAGCCGGUGGAGAGAUUAGGAUACUUACGAAAUGGGAUUAUGGAUAUACGAAAUCACAAGUGGUUCAAAAUGUUUGAUUGGAAAUCACUGAGGACCAGAAUAAUGCGCUCGCCAUUAGAAACAAAGAUAUUAAGUCAUUUGGACAUUAAAAACUUUGAGAAGUUUCCCGUGGAGCGAGAAAAUACUGCCAAUGAUUUUUCCGGAUGGGACGCCGAUUUCUAAUGUCCAUUUAAUAAAGUGGAUAAAUACGACG
Molecule: messenger RNA, 2259 nt
Organism: Cotesia glomerata
Lineage: Eukaryota; Metazoa; Arthropoda; Insecta; Hymenoptera; Braconidae
Product: cGMP-dependent protein kinase, isozyme 1-like
Exons: 8
Coding region: 252-2228 (658 amino acids)
Biological process (GO): protein phosphorylation
Molecular function (GO): cGMP-dependent protein kinase activity; ATP binding
Source: RefSeq, a predicted model, not a curated record